Culex pipiens pallens (northern house mosquito) is the source of this 1916-nucleotide messenger RNA. RefSeq names its product eukaryotic translation initiation factor eIF1 (gene eIF1). NCBI's taxonomy places the organism in Eukaryota, Metazoa, Arthropoda, Insecta, Diptera, Culicidae. The record is from RefSeq and is a predicted model, not a curated record. Gene Ontology annotation, molecular function: translation initiation factor activity; RNA binding; ribosomal small subunit binding. Gene Ontology annotation, cellular component: eukaryotic 43S preinitiation complex. The coding region runs from base 231 to 563 and encodes 110 amino acids. The transcript is spliced from 3 exons. Gene Ontology annotation, biological process: translational initiation.
UCAUUCAACUUCGGACCACCAACCAGAGCAGCCACGCGAGUGCUUCCUCCCCCCGUGGAGAACCAAAUUACUCUAGUGCGAGCAAGCAAAAAAAAAAAGCCAAGAAGAAGCAGCCCCCGUGUGUGUGUAAAUUCCCCACGCCGCCGUCGCAACCACCGCAAGCAGCUUACAAACCAGCGAGCAGGCCAGGCCAGCUUAAUUUUCUUCUCCGGGUCAAUUUUGUUUAUCGUAUGUCCAUCCAGAAUCUAAAUACAUUCGACCCAUUUGCGGAUGCAAUAAAGGGUGCUGAUGAUGAUGUACAAGACGGACUCGUGCACAUAAGAAUCCAGCAGAGGAAUGGUCGCAAAACACUAACCACCGUGCAGGGUCUGUCGGCGGAGUACGAUCUGAAGAAGAUCGUGCGAGCAUGUAAGAAGGAAUUUGCGUGCAAUGGCACUGUGAUCGAGCACCCCGAGUACGGUGAGGUUCUGCAGCUGCAGGGCGACCAGCGGGAAAACAUUUGCCAGUGGCUGACCAAGUCGGGCCUGGCGAAGCCGGACCAGCUCAAGGUGCACGGUUUCUAAGCGCGGAAACAGCACCACCUGCAUCAUCAUCAUCUCCACCCAGUUGGUGCUGUUGUUGUUGUUGUUGUUGUCGUUGACCGCCGCCGAAGCCGCGUGGUGUGUGAGAUUCUCUAGAUAAAUGUGACAGCGCAAACGUAACCGGACCGGCCUAACAAGCCACAAACAAACACACACACACUCGGAUUGGGAAUCUUCAGCCACCGACGACGACGACGACCACCGCCGCCACCCACCAGGAGGAGGAGGAGGAGGAGGUGUAUUCCACAGUAAAACAGCAACCAGAAUUUCACAACCAAAACCAGCAAAACGUAAUAUCAAACACAAAUCAUACAAUUCUCUGUGCGUGUGUGAGUUAAAUAAAUGUGUAGUCCCGUACGUGCGCGCGUGUACGCCCUGCCGCUCCUUAUUCUGUCUGCCACCAUCGCGGGGACGACGCCAAUAAGAAGAGUCGCCGGAGUGCCGUCGUUGGCCGGGAUGAGUUAGUAAAAAAACAAAAAAAAAAACAACAUGAACUGAAUUCGCUUUAAAAUCACUGCUGAGAAACGACAACAUAACAAUUUGAUGAUCACAAAACACACACAGUAAAACACCAACCACAUUUAGCUUCCGUUUUUCCCACACUCUCUUUCUCUCUUCAUUCUGAAAUAAUUGUAAAAUUUAACAAAUAACAGCACUUGAAAUGAUUGUGAAGUUUAAUAAAUGAUGCGUAGGUAAUAGAGAGCAAAAUAAUUAAAUUCCUCACACUCUUGAAGUAAAACGACGAAUCGGAACAAGCCAGUAGUAACUGUUUUGUGCCCCGUGUAGUGUAGAAGAUCGAAGAGAAGCCGUUAGUAUUUCGCAGCACACUGUAAGUUGUAAUCGAAGCAGUUUCUUUUUCGUUUUCCCCCCCCCACCAUCACCACUUUUGGUUAAUACUUGUUUUUCUGUUGAACUUUUCAAAUGGCACCGCCUUUCCAAUUUUCCAAAUCGGUUAGUUGAUGUUGAAGAACGACCUGCUACUUGCGCGGGUCGCGUUCGUCAAAAUAAGCCUUUCCAAAACAAAAACAUAACAAAAAAAUGUUGUUGACUUAGAACAGAUUUUUGCUCCCGUUGUAGAAGCUGCUGGAAGAAUCAUGUAUUUAAAUGCGAUCGACGUGUUUAGAGAAGAAGAUGGAAUUGAGCACUGCAGUUUUAACUGGGUGCAGUUUGGGUGGUUUUAGUUUCGCUUCCGGGUUUGUUUGUGCUGACCCUUAUUCGUUUUUCCCCUCCCCUGUUUAAUUUUGUUCAUUUUAAUUUUUCACAUUUGAACUUAGACAAAAUGUAACAGUUUCACCAGUAAAUAAUAAACUUAUAUUCACGUAACCACCAAACAAA